UAAAUCGUUUCUUUUUUUUUGUGGGUGUGGGGGGUGGGGGGGUUUGCAAUCCAGCGCUAGGAAUACUCCCCGAUUUCCCCCCCCCCUUUUCGCUGCGCGCAGGGAACCCACUUCUUUUCCCAAACCCCUUUGGGUGAAAGGCAAUCAUGUCCCUGUUCCCGUUCCUGGUGGUUCUGUGUCUCAGUCCGUGUGCAGUGCGGGGCAGCGCGAAACCAGCUCAGCAAAGGGUUGUCCGGGUUGGAGCCUUUUCCUGGAAUAACUGCGGCGGUGGGAAGGAUCCUGGUACAAUUGCGUAUCUUUCCAUUCGUCCCGAUCCGGUUAAUAUUCCAGGGGUUCUUCGAGUCAGUGCCAUGGCAUCGACCUCCGUUAUCCUCUCGACCCCCCUGAAGGUCAACGUAACGUUGCAGAAGGAAGUGGCUGGAACUUGGGUGAAGAUUCCGUGCGUGGAGCAGAUCGGAAGCUGCACUUACGAAGACGUCUGUCGUCUGCUCUACCUGGCGAUCCCCCCCGGACAGAGCUGUCCUGAGCCGCUGGCGACCUAUGGAAUUCCAUGUCACUGCCCUUUCCAAACAGGCAGCUAUACUCUACCCGAAACAAGCUUUGACAUCCCCAACUUGGAUGUCCCUUACUGGCUAACCAACGGCGACUACAAGGGCAAAGCAGUGAUGAGCAGCGGCAACCGAGAGCUGGCAUGUGUCGAGCUCUCCUUCUCUUUCAAAACCACAUGACGUUCAGUCGUUGUAUUAAACACCAAAAUGUACAGCUUUUGAAUUGAAAGUAAAUGCGAAGCGUUCAUUCGUU
Callorhinchus milii (elephant shark) is the source of this 801-nucleotide messenger RNA. RefSeq names its product ganglioside GM2 activator. The coding region runs from base 147 to 728 and encodes 193 amino acids. The record is from RefSeq and is a predicted model, not a curated record. Gene Ontology annotation, molecular function: enzyme activator activity; lipid carrier activity. Gene Ontology annotation, cellular component: cytoplasmic side of plasma membrane. The transcript has 4 exons. NCBI's taxonomy places the organism in Eukaryota, Metazoa, Chordata, Chondrichthyes, Chimaeriformes, Callorhinchidae. Gene Ontology annotation, biological process: ganglioside catabolic process; lipid transport.